AUGGCCAAGGGAGCCAAGACGGAGGAAGCGCCUGCGAUGAUUGCCGAGGUUCUGAGUGUCCCCAUUCUCGAGACCGUAAAAGCUGCACAGCUGCAAAAUGGACUGCGUCAUCGCGACUUCCAGCGCUACCGUCAGUACUGUACCCGCCGCCUGCGCCGCAUCCGCAAGUCGGUCAAGUUUACGCACGGAAAAGGGAAGCAGUUUAUUAACAAGAAGGUGGACGCUGAGACGGCGAUCGAGCAUCGGCUGUUGUAUCUGCCGCUGUACAAAGCCGAGCGGGCUUGGGCUUACGCCAUGCAACUGAAGGAGGACGACAAUUUGGACAAGUUGGAGAACGGAGAAGACGCCAACUCGCGCAUUAAAUUCCACUUGACGGGGCGUCUCCGCAAGGCUGCAGAGUGGAGUCAGCGACUGGCUGCGAUCUGCACAGUUCGCGCUGACGCCCGCACGAGUCUCGAAGCAGAGGCUUAUGCUGCUUACAUGGCUGGCAACUUGGCUUUUCACCGAGAAGAACAUGUGGAAGCUUUGGAGAAGUUUGGUACUGUGCGACGCAUCUACGUAGACCUGUCGCAGGUGGGCACGUUCUCCCAAAAAGAGCUGUUCUCGCGCUCAGCAGAUGAGCUGCAGCCGUUCAUCCGCUUUUGUGAGCAUCGACUGGCGCUGCAGGGAUGCACAGGCAGUCCAGCAGAGACAUCGUCGCUGGAGUUGCAAGCAGGCAGCGAGGGUGCCAACAACUCCCUGCUGCAGUCGAAGAUUGAGCUAGUGCUGCUUGAAGCGCGGAAGCAAAAGGUCGCCAAUCUGGGGUCUGUGGAGUGGAAGCAGCAGCAGCUUACAGUGCCGACACAGGAGAUCGGUUUGGCAGUUGUUCGCACCGAUGAGCUUGCUGCCAAGCUGGAAGCGGCGCAGAAUGAAAGGGCCCGUGAGGCGCGAUUUCUGGAGUUACUAAGUGCCUACGAUGCACUUGUGCACACUCUGAAGAGUGCCACAAUGAAGUUGGAACAGCAGGCCAAAAGCGGCAGUGCGCUUGUACACUCGGACUUGGAGUUACUCGCUGCGCUGGAGGAGUAUGCACGCUUCAAGAAGCUGACUAAGCAGCUUGAUCGCCAAGCUACUGUAUAUCGGACACUUAAGCAGUGUUUCUCGGCGCAACAGGCUGGUGAGCUCACGCAUAUUCUGGACAUGCUUGUACAGACUGUGGGUGGCAUUCUGAUCAUCCCUGGUCUACGUGAGCUUGAGCCCCGUCGCGCUUCGCAGUACAGUGCCUACCACGCGGUCUUCCGUGCGUGCCGUGCAACGACGAUUGCACAGACCUACCUGCUGCAGCAUGGUUUCGGGGAAGCGAUGGCCUUGUACCAGUACGCAUCCGGGUUUUUGACCGAAGCUGAAGACAUUCUGGCUGCACAGCCGGCAGCUAAAGACGACCUUCUGCAGGAGCUUACGCGCGAACUGCACGAAGAGCUUGCGGGUGCUGUUAGUCGUGCGACAGCAGAGAGCUUUUUGAGGUCUUCAACGUGUGCUGAUGCCAUGCGUGUGGAGCUGGAUCAGUUGUCGUUGUCAGGUAAGGAAACGGGUAAGAAGGGCAAGAAGGACAAAAAAUGCAAGAAACGUCGAGUCCGUACUCUUGUGGAUCGUCAGAACGAGUUUGACGCUGGUACGAUGGAGGGCCACCGCGAGUUAGUGAAGCUGCCACCCGAGUUCCGCGCCGUGCCGUGCAAGCCACUGCUGUUCGACGUGGCCUUCAAGGAGCUCGAGUUUCCAGACCUGACACAGCGCACGAAGACAGACGCCGAGAGAGCUGCCGAGACUGCAGAUGCCAGUGCGACUGGCGGUUUUUUCGGCUGGUUCCGCAAGUAG
Molecule: messenger RNA, 1854 nt
Organism: Peronospora matthiolae
Lineage: Eukaryota; Oomycota; Peronosporomycetes; Peronosporales; Peronosporaceae
Source: the annotation of a GenBank genome assembly